AUUUUUGAAUUCCAUAAUCCGUUCAUGUUCCUUACCAUUCUAGAAUCAGAGAAUAUAAAAACAUGAGGCUCGUUUGCUCAGUGGCAUCAAUAAAUUUAGAAGCGGCCUCCAGAGGAUUUGGAGCAAAUAAAGGUGUUCGUUCCACACUUUCUGUAUUCAAAAAAGAAGAAAACACAUUUCUUAUGUGGUGUACAACAAAAAAUAAACAUGGGUCUCGUUACAAACUCCAUAACAAUGUUGAAAAAAUCUUCAGCAGAAUGUUGUCAGAAGGGAAAGCAACAAUUCGACUGAAAGAUCCGCAUUUGGAUUUAUGUGUCAGUGGGGCAAAUAGUAUUGAUCUUCAACGACUUGUCAAUGCUAUUAAGGUUGCUAGUACUGGACAAUCUUUAUUGGGCAGGGGAGUCUUGUCAUCUGCCGAACCUGUACAAAAUAGAGUAAUACAAAAACCAAAAACGAAGUUGAUGGUAAAUUCAAAACAAAGGUAUCCACUUUUAGAAGGUUUUCCGAGUACUUUAGAACAACUUGCUGUUGAACAUUGUUCGCUUCUUAAACUAGACUCAAGAAUGUUAAAAUUACGACAUUUGAAGAUUCUCAACUUGAGUAACAAUAAAAUAAAAACUCUUCCAGAUAGCAUUGCAGAGAUGCAAAGCCUUGUGGAAUUAAAUUUAGAGAAUAAUGAUUUAUCAGAACUGCCAAAUACAUUCUCUAUGCCAAACUCAAAACUUUGUUCAAGUUUACGAUGUUUAAAACUCAAUACAAAUCAGAUAAAAUGUUUACCACCAGAUUUUGGAAAUUUAUGCGAAUUGUACCAACUUCAUAUUCGCUCAAACAAGUUAAAAUUAUUACCUCGAUGUAUCGGGCGACUACAAAAGUUGAAAGUUUUUCUUGCUCCAGAUAAUUUGCUGAGAAUUCUACCUGCUUCUAUCAAAUGUUUGUCGUUAGAGCAAAUUGAUCUUUCUGGAAAUGAUUUUUUGAAAGUAGGAUCUAUCCCUCCACUGUUCAGGCUAAAAGAUGUUGCAUCUCUUCAAGAUCUAACUGCCAGGGUGAUCAUAAAGAAAAGGCUUCCAUAUGAUGAAGAAAGUUUGACUCAUUUUUGUCGAGAAUUUAUUGAGGGUGGAAGAUGUUGUUGGCGUUGUUCUUUACACUGUUUUGAAUCGUAUAUUAGAACAGCUAUUUCAUUCAAUAUCGCUAACAUAACACACACUGUUGUACGUAUGGACAAUGAACAAGCUGUUGAAGUUCCUAUUGAUUGUAUCAUGUGCAGCUUGCGAUGCUAUCAGGGUUCUAGAUUAGCAAUCUAAUAUUUUAUGAAAAUUAGGAGUCGCAGUUAUGAAGAUGACACAGAAUUACUACAUGCCUUGGUUUGUGGCAACAUACUUUAUAUCUGCCUCUAUUUUGCUGCCGUGGUACACCAUCACACGCCAUUGUUUGGCAUUCCCGCUAUGGUUUUGCAGCAGCUUCAGACGCCACAAAGUGGUCAUAACUGCACAUGAAUAUUAGGACGACAGUGGAAAUAAUGCUAAUAUAUAUUUUCAAUAUAAUACAUGUCAAAUGAGAUUUGUUUUUCAUAUUAUUCAACUCAUUGAUCAUCACCUGUGCCAUACCAAUAUAAAUUUCCAUGGAACUGUACUAAUCGGUUUGCAAUAUUUUCCAUGAAAUUUACCUCCCUAGGUGAAUCAUGAUUUUUUAUGUUAUAUUUGUAUACCCUUAGCUCCAAACAAGUUUCUGCAUUGCCUGCCCAAAUUAAUUAUUACACUUUGGGUAAGUGAAGUGGUGGGCAUGAGAUUUGAAACCGAGAUUUUAACCUGUGAUUGUGAUGUCAUCAUAGUCAACUAUCACUACUAAUUCCUAACUUGUUGUUGUUGUUAGUG
Styela clava is the source of this 1871-nucleotide messenger RNA. Its product is annotated as leucine-rich repeat protein 1-like. Gene Ontology annotation, cellular component: cytoplasm. Gene Ontology annotation, molecular function: protein binding. The record is from RefSeq and is a predicted model, not a curated record. Lineage: Eukaryota; Metazoa; Chordata; Ascidiacea; Stolidobranchia; Styelidae.